CUCUUAGUUACAGUUGUUAGGGACUCCGGGGGAAUUCCCUUAAUAAAAACAGUUUUAAUUAAACUAAAACUUUGAGGUAAAUGAUGACAAAAACUGUUUCGGUGGCAUUUCACGAGUUGCUGAAAACACUCUGCCUUCAAGAAUUUCCUUGCGGUAUUGGAACCUGGAGAAACCCAAAUGACAAAUUUGCAGAAGGACAAUAUGCUGUUACGCUAAAAGACUAUGGGGUUCAAUAUGAGAAAAUGGAGGUACUGAAAGAAUAUCUUAACUCUGGCACAUGGGAUGUAGAUACAUCUUGGAGCAAUGAAGCAGCUGAUCUUCGCAGCCUUGCCAUCUCACAACCAUGGAAACUUUCCGGUGGCAAAAAUAGUUCACAGUUUAUACAAGAAUUCUUUAAAAGCCUCAGAAUUAUUGAUAAACAGAUAACGGAAAUCGACCAUGGAAUAUUAAGCAUGAAAAAUUUGGAAGAUCUGACCCUAAGUGUAAAUUUGUUACGAAAGGUACCAUCUGAUAAUCUGCCUCCAAACUUAAAGGUGCUUGAACUGUGCACUAAUUGCUUGACAAGCAUUACCUCUUUGUGUAAAAAUCCGCCACCUUUGCUACACCUUGGUUUGUCGUACAACCAGCUUCACAGUGUGGACGAGUACAAGUAUUUUACUGUAGAAUACUGGCCAUCUCUAAUGUCAUUGGAUUUAAGUUACAACAACUUGAACCAACUGGUAGAGCUUGUGGAUAGACUUGCAUCGUUGCCAAACCUUCGUAACUUGAUUUUACAGGGAAAUCCAAUGUCUCUCAUACCAGGAUAUCGUGGACAUGUAGUAGAUGCCCUAAAAGAGUUAGUAGUUUUCGAUGAUGUUCACAUUUCUGCUGAUGAGAAACACCAUUAUAAAGGGCUCGGGAAAAAGAAAGAACUAAUUCUGGAUGAAGCUCAAUUAACUGUACAUUUUAAAGGACUAAAUGGCAUACCUAUACCAGCGGAAUUAGUAGAGGAUGAAGAAAGGCAAGAAUUCCCUGUAAUUAGCACCCAGUAUGUGAUUAAAUAUGAAAUGCUGGCAGAUGCGGUUCCUACUACAGCAGAAACCCAAGAUUACACUACACCUGUUACCAGGGAGAAAUCAAAACCAAGUGUUAUUGAACCAACAACAGUUGUCACGUACUACACUGAACCCAGAGACUGGAAUGAAGGAGAAAUAAGCUUGGACUACAAACACACCCAUGUUGUCUAUAAUCUUCCUUGUUUCCGAGACUUUCUGCAACAAGGAAUCAAUUUCACAAUCCAGUAUAAACGAACUUUGUCUUGGCCCAUGACCCCUGGGGAAACUGAGGGUAGAGUAGCCACUCCAGAAACGACUGCAAAAAAAUCAGCCAAGGGAGGAGCUGAGACUCCAAGUAAGAAGGGAAAGGAUUCAAAAGCAAAAGACAAGGGUGGCAAAGGAGAGAAAGACAAAGGAAAAAAGAAGAUUGGUGGAAGAGACACAGAGAUGGAGAUGAGAGCAGAUCCUCCUACCUUCACAGACAUAGGAACUUACCAUAUACCUUUGUCACACUUUCUUGAAGGAGACAGAAGAGUUAACAAGCUUUGCCAUUGUGGUGGUGGCCCUAUGCCUACCAAGGAAGAACUGGAACUAUUAAAAGUAAAAGAAUUGGAAGAAGUGAAACCAGAAACAAAGGGAACAAAAAGAAGAACGCCUUCAGCUGAAAAGACAAAAGCAAAAGGAAAGCCAGGAUCCGCUGCCGGAAAGAAAAAGGAUGUUAAAAAGGAACCAGAUGAAGACGCUGCAGAAGAAGAGCCUCCUGUUCCUCCACCUAUUACUCUGGAUGUUGGUAUUAAUCUUCUGCGCUGGGAUACAGCAGCUGACAGUUUAAAGGGAUUGUAAUUUUGUUUUACUUUAUUAAAAGUUUUUUUGCCCCAUUUUUUGUGAUAUUAAAGCAUAUACACAAUUCUA
Molecule: messenger RNA, 1946 nt
Organism: Ciona intestinalis (vase tunicate)
Lineage: Eukaryota; Metazoa; Chordata; Ascidiacea; Phlebobranchia; Cionidae
Source: RefSeq, a predicted model, not a curated record